UUUCACAUUUCUCUUGAACGCAAACAACACUGGCGUCCGGGCGCUGCUGCUGCUGCGGUACCAGUCGUGACCGCCCGACUGCUCGGCUUUUCACGGCUCACAGAUGUAAUUCGUCGCCUACCACCGACUGGAACCGACCAAUUUACAGCCAUUCACAGCCUGGCUACGGUUAGGACAGAUUCUUACUAUCACACUGUCUAAAUAUCAGCGACUUUUUCGAAGUCACCCGGCCAGCUAACGCGCGUUAGCAGGUUAGACGUGAUUUUCAGAGGCGCAUAGAGCCAGUAUACGAGCAUCUCUCAUGGUUCUGGGCUUGGAUUGUUUAGUUUGUUAUCUCGAGACGACAUCUGGAGUUUAAUCUGCUUUAAAAACGGACAUGUUGACACCUGUGUGACGGACAUUACUGCGAGUAACGCCGAUCUGAACGCUGCUGAGUUGGCUAACUUAAAGGAGCAGCUCGAUAACUUGCCCUGAAGUUUUUCUCGUGUGUGUGCUAAGCAGGACUUUUCAUAUGCGUUUCCUGGAACUUCGACAGAAGAAAACAGGAGCUAACUUUUGAGAUUACAGAUGCACAUCUAUUUAAAGCCGAACAUUAAUAGUUACGGCUGAAUUUGGGACCCUUUGCCUACCGGCCUAAUAAAACUUGUGAGUCCUCGGACUCGAUUUUGCACAAUUGUGCUGGGGGCAAUUCUGUUGAUUUUAUUCACUAGUAGACGGGUUUAGAUUGUUUAAUACUGUAAUUUCCCAGCAAAUUCGUUAGUUUAACCGAAGAAAAAUCACAUAGGAAGUUCACAUUUAAUGUUGACUACCGACUAUAGUGUUCGUCGAUUUUUGUUUCAAAUUAAACUCGUGUUCCUGCCGAAAAUAGUAAACAAACUAUGACUUAAUGUCAGCAUUUAACGUAAUUUAAAACCUACUCUGUACUGGUUUUGGGGUCUCACAAAGAGCUCAGGGGGCUCUUUACAACUUGGACUUUGGAUACUUCUCAUUGUGCUCUGUCCAUGUCACAUCUGAUUGAAUUGUGAGACCUGUGAAGACGUUCAGUUUCUGAUUAUAAACUGUCUAAUUCAUCCUCAAAACGAUGUCGACCAGGAUACCACUUUUAGCCAUCCAUGACCACUCCUCUGGCCAGUCUCACUCGGACUCAAAGCCCGGUGGGCGCAGCACUAUGCCCCACUCCACAGCAGACGAGCAGCCACACAUCGGCUGCUACAGGCUCCUCAAAACCAUCGGCAAAGGCAACUUCGCCAAGGUCAAACUGGCCAAACACAUCCUCACCGGCAGAGAGGUGGCAGUGAAAAUCAUAGACAAGACUCAGCUCAACUCCUCCAGUCUUCAAAAGCUAUUUCGGGAAGUGAGGAUCAUGAAGCUCUUGAAUCACCCAAAUAUCGUGAAGUUAUUUGAAGUGAUUGAGACUGAGAAGACCCUCUACUUGGUGAUGGAAUAUGCCAGCGGAGGUGAGGUGUUUGAUUACCUCGUAGCCCACGGCAGAAUGAAAGAGAAAGAGGCCCGAGCCAAAUUCAGACAGAUUGUAUCAGCCGUGCAGUACUGUCACCAGAAGUGCAUUGUUCACAGAGACCUCAAGGCAGAGAACCUGCUUCUGGAUGCAGACAUGAACAUCAAAAUUGCAGACUUUGGCUUUAGUAAUGAGUUCACACUGGGCAACAAGCUGGAUACUUUUUGCGGCAGUCCUCCUUAUGCUGCCCCCGAGCUCUUUCAGGGGAAGAAGUACGACGGGCCGGAGGUGGACGUCUGGAGCCUUGGGGUCAUACUGUACACACUGGUCAGUGGUUCUUUGCCGUUCGAUGGACAGAACCUAAAGGAACUUCGAGAACGGGUUUUGAGGGGCAAGUACAGGAUUCCCUUCUAUAUGUCGACCGACUGUGAGAACUUACUGAAGAAAUUCCUCGUUCUCAACCCAUUCAAGCGAGGGAGCCUUGAGCAGCAGAUCAUGAAGGACCGAUGGAUGAAUGUGGGCCACGAGGACGAGGAGUUGAAGCCCUACAUCGAACCCCAGCCUGACUACAAAGACCCUAAGAGGACAGGUCAGCACCCCAGCAGUACAGGGGUUUGGAGAAGAGAUAUUAUGAUACGGAUGGGAUACUCUCUAGAUGAGAUACAAGACUCCCUUAUCAACCAAAAAUAUAAUGAUGUCAUGGCAACUUACUUAUUACUGGACUAUAGGAACUCAGAGCUGGAUGAACUCUCAAUAAAGGCUCGUCCUGGCACUGACCUCACAAACAACGCCCAAUCACCUUCUCACAAGGGACAACGCAGUACCUCCAACCUGAAGUCCCGCAGAUCCACAGACCAAAGCUCCGUUUCCAGCAAGCGUCCUCAGGGCGACAGUAAGCACAUAGGCAGUUCAGGCAGCUCCAGCAAAGUCCCUCCCAGUCCUCUGAUCUCCGGAGACCACAAGAAAACACCCACCCCUUCCACUAACAGCAUUCUGUCCUCAGGCACAGGCCGCAGCAGGAACUCUCCAAUCACUGAGAGAGCCACUCUGGGUGUACAGAACGGCAAGGACAGCCUGCACACUCCAGGGUCCCGUGCCUCCACUGCCUCAGCGGCCGCAGUCCUUGCCGCCUCAUCCCGCACCCGACACCACAAGUCCCUGUCCACAUCCGCCCACCCCAGUCCCCCUGACCUCCAUGCACAUCGGCCAAGCACAGCCAACCAGAGAGCACCAGUGGUGUCCCCCUCGGCUCAGAACAUCAACAUUUCCUCAAUGGCCGACCGCACCAACUUCUCCAGAGGGGUGACGAGCAGAAGCACUUUCCACGCAGGCCAGCAGAGAGCUACACGAGACCAGCAAGCGUCAGCAUACAAUGACCCCUCCGCCUCCCCAUCCCUUUCUCAUGGCAACAGCCAGGUGCGCCGUCCCGGGACGGGCAUCUUCAGCAAGUUUACUUCCAAAUUUGUACGCAGAAAUCUCUCAUUCAGAUUUCCCAGAAGGAGUCCGUAUGAGGGAGAGGGUCGAGAUGAGGCCAGCAGACCCAUGUUGAGCACAGCAGACAAGAUGGAGAAAGGUACCCAGGGAAACCCCAGCGACGAAAACAAGGACUCCUUUUCCUCCUCUUCUCAAGCGUCCAGCAUACCCUCCUCCACCCAGGCCUCCAAGGAUACCAAGCCACGCUCUCUGCGCUUCACCUGGAGCAUGAAGACCACCUCCUCCAUGGAGCCCAAUGAAAUGAUGAAGGAGAUCCGGAAGGUCCUGGACUCCAACAGCUGCGAGUACGAGUUGCGCGAACGCUUCAUGCUCCUCUGCAUGUCGGGAAACCCAGCGCAUGACGACUUCGUCCAGUGGGAGAUGGAGGUGUGCAAGCUACCUCGCCUCUCCCUCAAUGGGGUGCGCUUUAAGAGGAUCUCCGGGACCUCCUUCGCCUUCAAGAACAUCGCUUCGAAGAUCGCAAAUGAGCUUAAACUGUGAGGAAGACGACGGCUUCUGCGGAAGAUAUCUUGAGCCCUUGUUUUGGGAAUGAGGAGGCACUGUGAGGAGAGUCUACGGCAGCAAUGAAGAGUCUCGAGGCUGUAAAGGGGGAAAAGGUGUAAGACAGGUUCAUGGGGGACAUUUGUGCAUAUAGACAUUUUUCAGGGGGUUUCUUUUUUGGGGGAGGUGUUCUGUCUUGGUUUGGGUUUUCUGUUCCUUUCUCAGCUCCCCCCCUCGAAAACUUUGUUGUUGUCUUUAUUUGUGGCAAUUUCGUUCAAAUGUUGUGGUUUUUCUUGGAACUCACAAUUGUCCUCAAUUCUGACAGCGACAAGAGGUUGGUGUUGAUAAACUGGAAAUGUUUGCCAGUGGUUUCUUUUUUCUAUGAACGUAAGCCAGCUACUGUCUUGGAAACUACCCCACCCCCCAUACCCUGGUCCUUAUUCCUCGUUCAUCCCAAACCACAAACAAUGGUAAACCCCACCACAUUACUUGAUCUUACUUCCAGAUCCAGGUUAGCUGUGAUGAGCAGAGAUUGGCGGUUGAAUUGACGGUCUGAAUGUACUACACAAAAUCACGACCCAAAUGGCUAGGCACAUUCAGUAGAGCUGUAAUUCUGAAAGCUCUGAUUGGUUCUGAUCUAGCCAGUGAUAUGGUAGCUAAUCUGUAUACUCUGCCCCAUUUUUACAUUACAGUACAGUGUCUUAUUUGAGCUGAAAUGGAAUUGUUGACUUGAACCCUCGGUGCACUGGAGGUGAAUCACCUCUUCGCACCCCUACGCCCAGACAAUUAGUUUAUUUUGUUGUUGUUGUUUGUUUGUUUUUCCUCUACUGCAGGGGUUAUAUAUCAGAAACUAAUUAAGGGCCAAUUAAGUAAUUAUUGGUGGAUUGUAGUGUAAUUAAGAAUUGCUGGUUGGAUCCAAUCUGCUGCACUGGAAUGAGUCUGUGUUUCGUUGCCUUUCUCUGGAGAAGAUAAUUAUUAAUAUUAUUAUAUGAAUAAACCAGACAUUGGAUGAUUUGUGUUCAACUGUUUAUGAACAUUA
This is a messenger RNA of Danio aesculapii, 4469 nucleotides long. It is a transcript of the gene mark2a, whose product is annotated as MAP/microtubule affinity-regulating kinase 2a. Gene Ontology annotation, cellular component: cytoplasm. Gene Ontology annotation, molecular function: ATP binding; tau-protein kinase activity; protein serine/threonine kinase activity. The coding region runs from base 1082 to 3430 and encodes 782 amino acids. The transcript is spliced from 19 exons. NCBI's taxonomy places the organism in Eukaryota, Metazoa, Chordata, Actinopteri, Cypriniformes, Danionidae. Gene Ontology annotation, biological process: intracellular signal transduction; protein phosphorylation; microtubule cytoskeleton organization. The record is from RefSeq and is a predicted model, not a curated record.